This is a messenger RNA of Hypomesus transpacificus, 1395 nucleotides long. It is a transcript of the gene tomm22, whose product is annotated as translocase of outer mitochondrial membrane 22 homolog (yeast). Gene Ontology annotation, cellular component: mitochondrial outer membrane. The coding region runs from base 228 to 632 and encodes 134 amino acids. The record is from RefSeq and is a predicted model, not a curated record. The transcript is spliced from 4 exons. Gene Ontology annotation, biological process: intracellular protein transport. Lineage: Eukaryota; Metazoa; Chordata; Actinopteri; Osmeriformes; Osmeridae.
CUACAGACCCCCUUGUUCCGUGAUCCGGCGCACAUGUAGCUAAUCGAGUGACCUCAGAUUGUCGCAGGACCAAUGCACGCCUCUACAGUCGAACAUUUAUGCAAGCCGGUGAAAAAAUAUUUAUAACACGAUUAAAUACGAACAAAAUUACCUGUGCUUUCAGAAGUUCAAGUACACCAAGUUUUGCUUACCGAACCAGCUGUUAAACGGCGCAAAAGCAGUUGUCCAUGGCUGGAAUCGAAGAGCUAUCCCCGGCUGCGGGCCCAGUCGAAACCCGGCCCCCCGCAGGCGAGAUCGAAGGAGAUGAUGAAGACGAAGAGCUGGACGAAACUCUGGUGGAGAGGCUUUGGGGUCUGACUGAGAUGUUUCCUGACACACUGCGCUCUGCUGCAGAGGUGUCAGCUGGUUGCUCGGUCUCUGUAGCCAAGAAGCUGUACAGUUUCUCCCGCUCAGCCCUGUGGGUUGGCACUACCUCCUUCAUGAUCCUGGUACUUCCUGUAGUGUUUGAGACUGAAAGGCUACAGCUGGAACAGCAGCAGCUACAGCAGCAGAGACAGAUUCUAUUGGGACCCAACACUGGGAUGUCUGGUGGCAUGCCAGGAAUGAUGCCCCCCACUCCAGGGAAAAUGUGAUGGAGACUUCCUUCAGCCAGAAACCAAUCUAGCAAGGAAGAGUGGAAGCUCAGAAGGAGAGACAGAGGAGAAAGAAGAAAAAAAGAAGCUGCAUUCAGUCAGCACGUGUGUUCAUUCCAACAUCCAGGAUUGAUGUUUGAGGGGAUAAGGGGUUAGAGGAGCAUAAUGAUGAUGUCACCUCCUGGAUGUUGCACUAAUGAACGCCUCCCCAUUUGCUGUCUCUCUCACUCAACAUCCUGCAGAGACUGACUUCUGAGCACUGACCUUUUACUUAUUUUUUAUAUUUAGCGAUAUAAAUGUGUUCCAUAGGGGGAGGUGAUUGGAUUGGAUUAUUGAAGAAUGAUUUACUGAGGUUAAAAGGGGUUAGUGUGUGUUUAUGUUUCUGUGUGUGGUCUGAAUGAGUGUUUUCAUGUGGGUGUAUAACUACAUUUUUGGCCUUGGAACGGUUAAAUUCCUGUGUCCCGUUUUUGGAUAUGAGCUCAUACGUCCUCUUUGAAAAAUCAUGGUAGAGCUGACACUAAAAGCAUAAACCUUAUCACAUAAACCACACAGCUGUUCCAGGAGGAUACCUAGGUCAGCUGUUUUUUGUUGCUCCACCUGGUUUACUUUGUCCCAGAAAACCCAGGUAGAGGUGACCUAGUUGGUUCAAUGACCUACUGUAAUGGCUGAUGUCUGGACUGAAGCAACAGAGUCCAGCAGGUCAUAUGGCACUCCCAAGGACUAAGCCAUAGGAUGUUGAUAUGUCUGUCAUUGUUAGCUAGUG